UCCUUUGUUUUUUUUUUUUUUUCGUACUGUUUCGAUGACUCUUUUACCUUCCCGUUUCAUACGCUGCGACAGCGUAAUUCCACACGCCUUGUUUCAUAGGCAGGCCUCUUUUCCACACCCCUUCCCCGGGAGGAGCGUAUUGUCGACGCUAAGAAGGUAAAACAGUUGAAUAAAAGGAAGCUUUAUAGGACCCGAAUUCUCUUCUCUCGCCGCGUCCUUGGUUCUCGCCUUGCCGCCCACCUCCGGACUUCGCUUUGCCAUCGCGGUCCUCGUCGCCCCCACGCUCAGCUAAGAUUGGGUCUGGUGCAAUACAAAAGAAUACACUAAGAAAGUUGAAGAUGGGCGAUUCUUCUGAUUUCACCUUUUGCAAGGUUGGUUCACCGGUGGAUGAUGACCAUUUGGAGUCACCUAAAACCAUUCCUGACAUUAAGAAAAUCACUCUCAAAGACAAUACUCUGGAUGGAAUUAGCAUUCAGAAGAUUAAUAAUUCAAUCGAGACUGAUUCUUCAUCGAGUAAUAAGUUCAAACUGAAGAAAUCAGCAACCCAAGAAACAGUGAGAGAACCUGGAGAUUUGGUGACGGGGUCACAGGAUCAGAAGCCUGUAAUCAAGAAGUCCACUGUGAGAUCAAAGGUUCCUCUUGAGAAAGGUUACAGCCAAAUCAACUGGCUAAAACUUACUCAUACACAUCCUGACCUUGCAGGGCUUAAGGGCCAAUCAAAUCGAAGGCUCAUUUCUAUGGAUGAAGUGAGACAACAUAAGACUGAAGGUUCUAUUUGGACAGUUUUAAAAGGUCGUGUGUAUAACAUUUCCCCCUAUAUGAAAUUUCAUCCUGGAGGUGUGGAUAUGCUUAUGAAAGCAGCUGGAAAAGACUGCACCUCAUUAUUUAAUAAGUAUCAUGCAUGGGUGAAUGCUGAAUUCCUUCUGGAGAAGUGCCUUGUGGGAGUGUUAGAUGAGAGCUGAUGGCUAACUUGAAGCUGUCUUCUGAUUGAUAAGCCAUUUCCGCCCCCAGAUCAUUUACCAUAUUUUACAGGAUUGUAAAGCUCAGAACGUAUUAAUCAUACAGUACAAUUUCCUCUAAUUUUUUGGUAACAAGUGCAAUUUCCUUACAACAGAAAAGGUUCGAAUACUCAAUAUACUUUGCUGGCGGUCCUAUUGUGAUAGAGAUUAGAGACUUUUGGUAUAAAAGGACUGCUGCAGGAGGAUUUAUUUCGAACUGGAAACUAGCCAAUGAUUAUCCCAGAAAAUUUUAAUAUUGAUAACUCAAAGAUGUGGCAUCUUCAGUUGUAGUACAGUAAGGUGUUCUUCAUGGUAAAACUGCAUGAGAGGGUUGGUGGGAGCCUUCUGCCGCAACUUGCCGGCAAUGAAGAAAGAUCUUGUUAACCCAAAAGCACUUUGUUUAACUUAAUAUGGUGAUGUUAUUACUAGAUUAAUUUUCAAUUGUCUCAAUAGUCAACAAGGAUUAAAAAUAUGCAUUAGUUUUUGUAUCAGUGUAGAAGUCCCCACUGGGUGCAUGAAGUAUGCGGCGUGCUCCAAGUGGAAGUCUGUAUUUUGUUUGAGGGGUUUCUCGUUUUGGCUUCGACCUCCCUGAGUACACCUGCCUCGAAUAACAAAUUU
This is a messenger RNA of Elaeis guineensis (African oil palm), 1616 nucleotides long. Its product is annotated as cytochrome b5 domain-containing protein RLF. Gene Ontology annotation, molecular function: heme binding; cytochrome-b5 reductase activity, acting on NAD(P)H. The record is from RefSeq and is a predicted model, not a curated record. Gene Ontology annotation, cellular component: cytoplasm. Lineage: Eukaryota; Viridiplantae; Streptophyta; Magnoliopsida; Arecales; Arecaceae.